Molecule: messenger RNA, 1953 nt
Organism: Ipomoea nil (Japanese morning glory)
Lineage: Eukaryota; Viridiplantae; Streptophyta; Magnoliopsida; Solanales; Convolvulaceae
Product: MACPF domain-containing protein CAD1-like
Exons: 7
Coding region: 1-1752 (583 amino acids)
Biological process (GO): regulation of salicylic acid mediated signaling pathway; plant-type hypersensitive response
Cellular component (GO): plasma membrane
Source: RefSeq, a predicted model, not a curated record
AUGGAGGAAAAGGAAGCGGCUUUGCAUACUGCCAUAAAUGCAGUGCAGGCAUUGGGAAGGGGUUUUGAUGUGAAUUAUGAUACAAGAUUGCUUUACUGUAAGGGAGUGGCUGGGUCUAGGGUUGUUGAGAUUGAUGAAGAGCACACAAAGGAUCUUUGCUUGUAUGGUGAUAUAGUGGUGCCAAAUGUCUCAAGGGAUGUAGUGAAUUCCCCAGAAAUCGGUGGGCGUGAUGGCUCGGGUGUCUGCAGCUAUAAUGAGAUGGUGGAGUUUUUCAAUAGAAAGGCCAAUCUACCGGGCCAUGCUCCUCUUGGCAGCUUCAAUGCUGCAUUCAGUUUUACCGGUUCAAAGCAAACAGAUGCUGCCGCCACAAAGACCCUUUGUAUGGAUGGCUUUUUCAUUCCGCUUGCUAAAGUUCAGCUGAUGAAAAUGCCUCUGGUGUUGCAAGAAAAUGUUAAAAGAGCGGUGCCGACAUCAUGGGACCCACCCGCGUUGGCAAGUUUCAUAGAAAAUUUUGGGACGCAUGUUAUUACAUCCAUAACUAUUGGUGGUAAAGAUGUGAUUUACGUUAAGCAGCAUCUCUCGUCCCCUCUAUCUACGGUAGAGAUUAAGAAUUAUGUUCAAGAUAUUGGAAACCAGAGGUUUUCCAGCAUAGAGAGCCUUACAAGCUCGGGAUUAUUGAAGUACAAGGAUAAGGGUAGUGAUCCAUCCUUGUUCAAUAGUCAAGGGAUAUACCCUCAACCCACUAGUGCUCCGUUUCUUGCUGGGAAUGGCAAAGAGGACGUUACAGUCAUUUUCAGAAGAAGGGGAGGAGACGAUCUGGAGCAAAGCCACGUUCAUUGGGCAAAAACAGUCAAGUCUUCACCCGAUGUCAUCGAGAUGUCAUUCUAUCCGAUUACAAUGCUCCUCGAGGGAGUUAAAGGAAAGGAGCAUUUGUCUCGUGCUAUAAGUCUCUAUCUUGAAUACAAGCCUCAACUUGAAGAGCUGAGAUAUUUCCUGGAGUUUCAGGUCCCUCGAAUUUGGGCACCUCUUCAGGACAGACAUCCCGGCCAACAAAGAAAGGAACCUGUUUGCCCGUCAUUGCAGUUUAGCAUGAUGGGGCAAAAGCUUUUCGUCAGCCAAGAGCAGAUUUCAGUUGGGCGUAAGCCGGUGACGGGCAUGCGGCUAACUCUGGAAGGGGUGAAGAAGAACCGAUUGAGCAUCCAUCUUCAACAUCUGCAAUCUCUUCCUAGGAUCCUUCAGCCGUACUGGGACUCCCACAUGGCUAUCGGUGCACCAAAGUGGCAAGGACCAGAGGAACAAGAUAGCAGAUGGUUUGAGCCCGUGAAAUGGAAGAACUUCUCGCACGUGAGCACCGCACCCAUAGACAGCCCCGAGACAUUCAUAGGCGACCUCUCCGGUGUGUACAUAGUCACCGGGGCACAGCUCGGGGUGUGGGAUUUCGGGUCAAGAAACGUCUUAUACAUGAAGCUCCUGUACUCGAGGGUACCAGGAUGCACCAUCCGGAGAUCAUUGUGGGACCACGCCCCGACUGAUAAGUCGAAGAAACAAACUGCUAGUCCCAGCCCCGGGGAUACGAGCGUGGAUUCGGGGGAGCACACAGCCGGCAAUAAGCUGGCGAAAUUCGUUGAUAUGACCGAGAUGUGCAAGGGAGGGCAAGAUCCUCCGGGGCAUUGGUUGGUGACAGGCGGAAAACUGAGCGUGGAGAAGGGGAAAAUUGUUUUGAGACUGAAGUAUUCUUUGCUUAAUUAUUAGGUAUAACUCAAAUGCAGCAGCAGAAGCAUCCCCUCCAUGAUUAAUGUAGUUGGGCAGUGUUUUGGUGUAUAUUGGCCUCCCUUUUUUACCUUCAUAAAUGUGAAUUGUAUCUGUUUGAUGAGUUUUGGUUUAUACCUUCUAGUUGGGUUUUCAUGUAUAAAUUUAUUUCUAGUAUAUGCUGCAAAAUGGUUUUUGCCAAAA